Mugil cephalus (flathead mullet) is the source of this 3302-nucleotide messenger RNA. RefSeq names its product oncostatin M receptor (gene osmr). Gene Ontology annotation, molecular function: protein binding. The transcript has 17 exons. Lineage: Eukaryota; Metazoa; Chordata; Actinopteri; Mugiliformes; Mugilidae. The coding region runs from base 156 to 2867 and encodes 903 amino acids. The record is from RefSeq and is a predicted model, not a curated record.
AUUUGCACACCUCUCAUCAAUUCCAGUGUGGCAUUACGCAAUACUGUUAUUGAAACUGUGGGCAAGCUCCUCUUCAACGUUGACUCAUAUCACUUUCAGUUAGUCUGCACAGGCAAUGGCUUGUGUUUCACUCUGAUCGUUUCUCAGUUGAGAGGAUGAAUGAUUUCAGACUCUCCAUCCAUACUCUGCUUGGCCUGUGUAUAAUAUUUUCUAUGGUUCACGGCGAAUGCUACACUGAUGCUGGAUGUCAACUGCCAAAACCAAGCAUCAGUCAGCUGAAGGCACUCGGUGACAAGCGAAGCCUCACAGUGAGCUGGCUGGCAGUUCACAGCGGCUUAGUGGGUGACAUUUAUGAGAUCCAGAUCAGCCGCACGGAAAAGCACACCAUUAUUUAUAGUACAAAUGUGAGUGUACCUUCUGUUGAUUCAUCCGAGUACACGUGGACGUGGGUCUCUGAUCUGCCUCUGGAGUGCGUCGAUCACUCGGUCAGGAUACGAGCUUUCUAUAAUCACUCUGUCGCAGGUCCUUGGAGCAACUGGAAAACCAACAAUGGAUCCAAAAAAAACGAUCAGCCAAUGAUAUUUCCCUUCGAGCAGGUGCUGAUGGAGGGCACCACUGCAACGUUCUGCUGUGUUCCCCCAGCAGGAGUCAACAUCACAAGCAUAGCAUUCAGGAACGAACCAUACGCUCUUACGAGCGUUGGAGCCGGUGUCAAGGCUAUUACUGUCAACAACUUAAGCAUCCCAACAGAAGACAGUAUGACAGUGUUCCAAAAAAAAGCGUUAUCAGUGUUGCUGCUUGAAUGUGUAGCUGCAGACAAGAAGAGUUUUAUCUGGAACUAUGUCAGCUUUCCUCCCCAGAAGCUCACAAACCUCAGCUGCGCAACCACAGACAUGAGAACUGUCACCUGCACCUGGGAUUCAGGCAGAAAACGAGACCGACACGAUCACAACAAGCGAACAUACACUCUACACAUCGAGAACUCAGACCGGGGUCCCGUCAGCUGUGAGGAAUCAUCUUGUACAUUUCCAGCUGUGCCCCAGCUGCAAGAAUACAACAUCAGCGUGGUGGUGAAGGACAUGCUGGGAGAGGAGACGGCGAGCCACAGCUUUAACAUCUCUGAAAGAGUGUUUCCUGUUGUGGAGUGGGAAGCAUUGAGAGCUGGGGUGACAGGCGCCAACAUGUCCUGGAGUGUUCAGGGGAACUUCACUCGACAGAACCUCCUCUGUCAGACUCACACGGAGCCCGGCAACAACACAGAGUUGAGCUGUAACAGUCUGAGUGGUGUCUGUGAAGUCAAACUGGAACAGCUGCUGCCGAACACCCAUUACUCCACCAGGGUACGCUGCUCUCUCAAUGGCAGACUCUGGGGAGGAUGGUCAGACCCCGUACCCUUCAUAACCUUACCGUUGGUGAAGCUGGACUUAUGGAGGAGAAUAGAGCAGCUGUCUGACCCCCACAGUCGUCAAGUUACUCUCUUGUGGAAUCCGCACAUUGUUGGCACGGCGGCAACAUUAAAAAUCCCAGGCUACAAAGUUCAGUACACGCAGGAAGGGCGCACAAACUCGACGGAGGUCGGACAGAGCCAGGCGGUGGUCUCCGUCGGCCCAGGAAAGUGUGUCUUCACCGUGAGGGCUGUCCUCCAAAGCGGCUCCUCCGUCCCUGCCCGCAUCACCGUCCCACCGGUCGACUACACAGAAAAACCCCCAGUACAGAAGCGACUGAGCAGCACCGCAGCCGGCGGUUUCAAUCUGUCCUGGCACGAGUCGAGCACCGUCUCCUGUGGCUACACCGUGGAGUGGUGCGAUCUGAGAAAUGCAGGGCCUUGUACCCUGAAGUGGGUGAAUGUGCCAGAGGGAGACAACACAUUGGUCCUACCUGCCGGAGACUUCAAAGCAGGCUGCAGGUAUACGUUUAAUAUUUAUGGGUGCACGGAGAAUGGACACACGCUGCUGGAGAAGCAGACCGGAUACUCAAAAGAGCUCAACUCUAUACAGUCCCUGAAGCUUGUUCAACCAGUUCAGAGCACUUCCUCUUCUGUGACACUGGAGUGGCUGUACGAUGAAGAUGACCAGCCGGCCUUCAUCACUGGUUAUCUGGUCACAGUGCAGGAAGUAGCAUCCAACAUUGUGCCGGGUCAGGCUGCAGUGGUGUUCAACAAGACUGUGGCAGAGCCCCGGAAAAAGUCUCAGAUCAUAAAGGGUCUGCAGUCGAACCGAGAGUAUGUUUGCUCUGUGAGAGCUCUCACUAAAGAGGGCCCUGGGACGCCGAUCAUCAUAACCCUCAGGACCACAAUCAACUACUCUGCUUAUUUGGCCAAGAUACUGAUCCCCACCGUGUUAGUACUGGGAUGCAUCAUUCUGCUGUGGCCCCAAAGAAAUACGCUGAAGAGUGGGCUGAAGGAGAUAUUUGUUUAUCCAGCUGGUAUGAACAUUAAAACUUUUGAGUUUGACAGCUUCCUUCAUGAGACUGGUCAGAAGCUGCAGUCUCAGGCGGAAGAGGACUGCGUCACCUGCGACAUCGAGGUUGUGAAUAAGAGGCCACUCCUGAGUGAAGCGCCCACCUCCGGAGGCACCGAGCUCCAGAGCUCCCUGUGCUCUCCUCAGGCCUCUCCUUUGUCCGCGUCGCCUUCCCGUGCACCGAUCCAAGCCAGCUACCGCCCGCAGUUAGACCUGCAGCUCUGGGACGAGCGUGCCCUUCCUCAAAGCAGAAGUUUCACGAACAAGAAUUAUUUAUUCGCCAUGGCGGACGAUUCCUCUGAGCCACAAGGGACGCUCAGCGAAAUCAAAUCCAGCCUCGAGCCCCCCGUGGGUCCGAAUAACUCGUGUAGCGUCAUAUACGGUUACAUCUCCGCUAAUACAACAUGAUCGUGGUGCCUAUGUGUUUCUUUUUUUUUCUCCAGCACUUUCUGUAUUUAUGUCUCAUUUUAGCACAUUCUGUGUCAUUUACUGCAAUACUCAGAUUUUGUGAUAAGCCAAAACCAAAAGGUGAACCUGUAGGUGUUUUCAACAGAAUAAGAAAGUUAUUUCCAAGAAGGAACUAACUGAUGUUAUUUACAGGAAGUAACUGAUAAGGAAGCCGAAUGUCCUCAAGCAAACUGAAAAGGCACACGCCGACAGAGAGGUGUGUAUCUUUUAUGGACUAUUAAAAAAGAUUUUAGCUGUAAAACAAUGACUUAUUAAGCAGAAAGGGAUACUAUAGAAAUGACAGGCAUUGCAUAAAAACGUUGAGAUUGUGCAACAUCUGAUAAAGACUCUUCAUCCUGUGUAGGUGAUUAAAGCUACAGGAUGAGAUAUGCCAAA